This is a messenger RNA of Platichthys flesus (European flounder), 5063 nucleotides long. RefSeq names its product XK related 5a (gene xkr5a). The transcript has 9 exons. Bases 78 to 2021 code for a protein of 647 amino acids. NCBI's taxonomy places the organism in Eukaryota, Metazoa, Chordata, Actinopteri, Pleuronectiformes, Pleuronectidae. Gene Ontology annotation, cellular component: plasma membrane. The record is from RefSeq and is a predicted model, not a curated record. Gene Ontology annotation, biological process: engulfment of apoptotic cell; apoptotic process involved in development; phosphatidylserine exposure on apoptotic cell surface.
AUGUGUCCGGGAUGUGAGAGGGAGAAGCCCGGGAUCAUGUCAGCGGCGGCGGCCUCUCCCUCCCGUGUGUCCGCAUCAUGAUGAACGCGGUCGGGGCGCUCGCCCGCAGGAUGCCGUCCGCGGCCGGGCGCAGCGGCUGCUGGAUCGCGUGGUGCCAGGCGGUGCUGCUCGGCGCGUCGGCGCUGGUGAUCGUGGCCGAACGCAGCGCUCUGAUCUACUGUAUAGGGUUUUACCUUUGGAAUGAGGAGACCCAGUGGGCGGGCCUCACUCUCGGCCUCUUUCUGCCGGGUACGGCCGUGCAGCUGCUCAGUAUGAAGUGGUACCACGACGAUGGAGAUGACCGGCGGUGCCACCUCUCCCUCAUGCACAUUCUGCACUUGGGCAUCUUCAGGAGGUUAUGGGACUGCAUGAGGUGUGUGUUGCACACUCAGGGCUCAGUGGCAGAUCUGGGAGCUGCCGUCAUGCAGCAGGCGGACGUGGCUGCCCUGUGGCUGCUGGAGGCCCUCGUCCUCACGCUGCCUCAGACCCUGCUGCAGGCGUAUGUCGUGGUGUCCACCGAUGUGGGCUUCGAGUCACCAGUGGGUUACUGCUGUGGACUGUGUGUGCUGUCCAUCUCCUGGGCCCUGGUGCUGUUCAGCAGAGCCUGCUGUCUGAUCCGGCCGGGCCACCUGGCCAUGCCUCCGGCGGCCCUGCUGUGCCAGCUGGUGUGGAGGGCAGGCAUGCUGGGUGCCCGGGUGACUUGUCUCAUGUUCUUUGCCAGGGUCUUUAACUGGUGGGUCCUAGGAGUAGCAGGUUUCCACUGGCUCACGGCGUCCUUCUGGCUGGUCUCACAGCAGCCCGACAUCUGCACCGGCCCGUGGUGUUGGCCCGCCUUCAACGCCGUCAUGGGGCUCGUCCACGUCUUCCUCUUCCUCAACGUCAAGGACGGACCCUCGCGCUACCGCAUGGCCAGCUUUUAUACAUUCAUGCUCGUGGAGAACGCCACUCUGCUGCUGGCCGCCUCCGACUUCCUCAGCGAAGCCUCGUGGGACAGCGUGACCCUUCCCACCACGGUGCUGGGCAGCUUUCUCCUCGGUGCCGCCUCUCUCGUCCUCUACUACCGCUUCCUCCAUCCCAAGUCAACAGAGAUCUCCCAGGGCACGAACCACAACCACAUGGGCAGCACGUGUAUAGAACAGGGGGAGUCCUCCUUCUCUCUCGGGGACAAAAGCCUGCCAGCUGCCUCCAAUCAAAACCACGGCAGCUUCUCCCUCUCGGGCGUGGCUGGUACUCUGCUGGAGCACCCGGGAACCUGUGGCGGCCAGCCGAACAGCUCCUGCCCGUGCUACCACCACCACUGGCUCUUGAUCCGACUCGCCCUCAAGACGGGAGACAUGGGGAAGAUCAACAGGGCGUACGGGGCCGGCGGAGCGGCGACCAUGCUGGACUUGGAGGAGUACAACCAGGGGUUCAAGAGCAACGAGGGCAUCACCAUCACAGCAGGGGGCAGCUGCGAGGGCGUCUCCACCUCCGAGUCUCAGGGGAAAGGCCUGGCGCCGCUCUCGGACUGCAAGGACGAGUUCCAGAGCAUGAGCGAGCCCUCAUCCAUCGAUCAACCCGAGGAAGAGUUCGACAGCCUGGAGAUGGAGAGCCCGAUGGAGUCGCCCUCGUCCGACUAUAAACGCAGCUCGCCAGAGGGCAAAUCUGUGUUUGGAGACAGCCCGGAGCCAUAUUUCUGCCCCACGGAGUCCAGCUCCACCCUGUACUUCAGUGCAGACCCUCAGUCCCCCAGCAGCGGCAGUAACCCCCGCUUGGACCGGGACACGGGAGGUCGGGAACAUGGCGUUCGCCUCAACUCCAUCCCCAGCGACCCAGCCCUUCACAGAGACGUGCGCGGGCUCAUGGGCCGGGUCGGGCCGCGCUGCACUUCCACUCCCAAACUGGACUCGGGAGUGCCGGACUCUCCCUCCGGUGUCCCCCACCUCACGGGUCCGAGGAGGCAGCUGAUCAUGUCCAGGAGGGACGAGGACGAAACCUUCUAGAAUCAGGGAACAGCAACUCAAUCCUUUUUUUGGAAGGCUGCUUUUUCAUCUUCCUAGUGUUGUAGAGUGAAAAGGCUGGCAACAUUUCACCUCUGUAUGCCUAUAUCUUUAGUACACUGUGGGCUCGGUAUAUGCAAUAACAACUUUUGGGAUAACGCUAAGCUAGCCCGCACUUGUGAACUGUUAAACUAUUUUCUAAAAGCAUUGCUUUGCCCAAAUUGCCGGACGCACAGCGGUGAGACCAUCGGCAGCGUUUUCCUCCAACAUUGAGGAGACAACCCGAGAGCUGAUUGGCCUCAUGGGUGGUGUAUACAUGGGUGGUGUAUACAUGGGUGGUGUAUAGAGCUCAGACACUGUUUAUAUGACGUGAAGUAACGUUUUAUUCAUUCAGCCAUAGCAGCAGUAAAUGUAAAGCUCCACAAAAAGUGUUACCGUGCAGCAGAGGGAGCACUGGUUCUGCCAGGUUGUAAUUAUUAAGCCAUGGGUUAUAUCAACGGCAUUAGAAAGAUGCAGCUGCUUUAUGAUCUCAGGCAGCUGAUGGUCUUUACAGUACACACAGAAAGCUGCUGUUUAAUCCCAGUUAAUAACCAGCAGUUACCAGAGAAGUUAUUCCUCCAUCAAAAGGGGGCGAGGGGUAUCUGACCUUUUGAAUAUUACCCAUCUCAGCAUCGGCCAGAGUUCUGUCGGCUUAUUAAAAGCACAAGUAUCUUCAGUAUCAUAUGUCUAUUGAUGUGAAUUCCAUGUUAUUCCCCCCCCAAAAAGAAAAUAUACUGUGUUUUUUUUGUAUAGUCGUGUUGACUGGCAUUGUUUUGAGCAGGGCUAGUACCUGAAAGAACUGUGUCUUGAUGUUUUAACUUCAUUUACAUGUUGACCGUGUAUUUGCUGAAUUGUUUUGGGGGAUUUUGCUUUAUGUUGUGGGCUGGGGGGGGGGGGGGGGGGGAGUAAAAAUGUCUCAGGCAUUAACUUUAAAUUCAAACGUACAUUGAGUGAUAACAUUAUGUAAAAUAGAUGCUUAUGAGGCACCUGUAGUGACUUUUUUUUUUUAUGUGGACGCUAUUUCCAGGGGACGAAUGCAUUUGUGCUCAUUGCUGUUAAAAAGGGAUGAAAUCCACCGUGCAGUUAAAUGAUGCUGGGUGUUUCUUCUUGUGCCCGUGUGACUGCCGACAUGACAUUUUGAACUGUGAAGUGCAAAGGCCACUGGUGGCUUUAAAUAAGCAAUAAAUAACCUAUGUAGUGGGAUGACUGGAAUACAAGUGUUUUGUUAUUAUAAGUUAUGUUAUUGUUUGGUUGAUAUUUAACUCAAUUCAAAUGAAUUCAACUCAAUUUUUUAAAUAAAUUCAACUCAACUUUUCAAAUAAAUUUAAUUCAGUGAUCGGGCCCUAAUAAUACAAAAAAACUCAUCUACUCUCAGUGAGUAACAUCAAAAUAGAUCUUGAAAAUAAAAACAGGACUGAAAUAUUAAAAAUUAUAAUACAAGGAAAACACAGGUAGAGAAAGAAAAUUAAAAAUAGAUUUUCAGACAGAAGUAUAUAAAUAUUCUUGGUAUAUGGAGCUUUUGACAAUCAAAACACAGAAACUUUACUGGAUGGAUUGCUUGUGUCUCUCUCUCUCUCUCUCUCUGUUUUAAAGUGAAAUCACAGAUUAUUCGAUGAUACCUUGACCGCGCAGCGACCGUCAGUCGCACUAACUCAAGUUCUAUGUGAGCAUCUGAUUAUCAGCAUUCACAGAUGAGACUGAAAUAGCAACAUCGUGACCGCCGUCACGUUGAGUGAACGUGGGAUGGGCAGAGGCUGUGUGGUCCAGACAGGAGCCAGGCUUCACAUCUUAUCUCCAGCCUGCACGUUCAAACAUCCUGGAGGCUCACAGAACAACCAAGAAACAUAAAAAGGACGGUUUCCUCUUAACGCCGGCCUCCUCCGAGCAACUUCUGUUUUGUGAAGAUACUGGAGGGUGGUGGUGAGGUCAUCCUUCACACUCCUUAUCUUCACACACAUUUAAAGGAUCUCUGUUUUGCUGAAGUCUGACUUGAGCACCGGGGUGUCUGAGGGCCUGCUACAGAAGAAUGAUGGAGACAGGCCAAAAGCCAGACCCGGAGGAGCAGGUCCCGGACAACAAGGUGGUUGGGAGUGUGGACUUGUCCGGGUUCGAGGUGACCGCCGAGCGCCUGGAGCAGCUGAUGAAGGGCAUGGAGGUGCUGCUGUCGGACGUGGAGCAGCUGCGGGGCGAGUGCAGCCACCAGGCCACCGAGCUGAUUCGAUCGGCUGUGGACCUGAGGCAGCAGCAGGAGGAGCUGAAGGAGAGCUACUCCCAGCUGUCCCGGGAAAUGCAGGAGAUCACGGACACAAUGGAAAACCUGUUCAAAACCGAGAGCACCUCUGAAGCAGAGGAGAAGCAAGCAGAGGAGAAGCAGACAGAGGAGCUGAACCAGCAGCUCUGGGGGACAGGGGCGGACUGACAGACUUAUUGAUGGGGGGGUGGUUUCCGAACGGGGUGUGUGCGUGAACAUUUGGAAGGAGUGAGUUUCGGAGGUGGUGUGUUACCCAGAGGUUUUCAUGGAUUUGAAUGAGACUUUUUAAUGGAAUUAUAUAAACGGUAGAAAUGCACGAGUCUGUAUUACUUUGCCUAAUAGUAGUAAUUUAACACAAUACAACACCUCUUUAAAAACAAUAUUAAUAAUAUUAUGUCAAGUCAUGAUAAAAUAAAUAAAUAUGUUAAGAUAUAUUUCAAGUUAAAUGUUUGAUAAGUUGAUUGUAUUUAUUUUUUCAGUAGUUAAAAGUGAAUUAAAAGAUAAAUAUUGGGUUCAAAAACCCAUCAAAACCAGUUAAAAAAAAAACAGAUUGAAGCAUGUUACAACUGGUCAGAAUCCACCUUUUUAUUGGAUAAAGUUAAAUCUUCCCCUUUUGGCAUUGGUUUAAUAAAACUAAAACUUUAUGAGCUUAAGAAAGGUUUGAUUUGUUGCAUUGCUUUCAAACUAGAUGACUGUGCAGUUGUCUGUAACACAGGGUGAUGAGGAGACUGUGUAAACUUUGUGUCAACAAAUCC